CCUGGCAACCCGGUGACGGCGGCCUCGGGGACCCCCGCGCCCCCAGCCCGGAGUCAGGCGGACAAGCCGGUGCUGGCAAUCCAAGUCCUGGGCACUGUCAAAUGGUUCAACGUCCGGAAUGGUUAUGGAUUCAUCAACAGGAAUGACACCAAGGAGGAUGUCUUUGUUCACCAGACAGCUAUUAAAAGAAACAACCCCAGGAAGUUUCUGCGCAGCGUUGGAGAUGGGGAGACUGUGGAGUUUGAUGUCGUGGAAGGAGAGAAGGGUGCAGAAGCUGCUAAUGUAACUGGGCCCGGAGGGGUGCCAGUGAAGGGCAGCCGCUAUGCCCCCAAUCGACGUAGGUUCCGCCGAUUCAUCCCCCGGCCUCGCCCAGCUGCCCCACCACCUAUGGUGGCAGAGGCCCCAUCAGGUGGGACAGAACCAGGCAGUGAAGGGGAACGAGCUGAAGACCCUGGGCAGAGGCCCAGACGACGGCGCCCACCACCCUUCUUCUACCGCCGUCGCUUUGUGCGAGGCCCAAGGCCCCCCAACCAGCAGCAACCUAUAGAGGGCACUGAUGGGGUAGAAUCUAAAGAGACAGCCCCAUUGGAGGGGGACCAACAGCAGGGAGAUGAGCGGGUCCCCCCACCCAGAUUCCGGCCUAGGUACCGAAGGCCUUUCCGCCCCAGGCCACCCCAGCAGCCUACCACAGAAGGUGGGGAUGGCGAGACCAAGCCCAGCCAAGGUCCCACUGAUGGUUCCCGGCCUGAGCCCCAGCGCCCAAGAAACCGCCCCUACUUCCAGCGCCGAAGGCAGCAGCCCCCUGGACCCAGGCAGCCCACAGCCCAGGAGGUGAAGACCUUGGACUGUCUACUGUGGAGCCACCUCCCCCUCUCCUUCCUUUCCCCUCUCUUUUCUACCCUUCCCUUCUCUAUCCUGUUCCCUCCUCUCUUGCCCCCUGCUCCUUCCCUACCCACUUUCAAGCAGCCUGACACCAAAGAACUAGGUGCAGAAGCUGCUAAUGUAACUGGGCCCGGAGGGGUGCCAGUGAAGGGCAGCCGCUAUGCCCCCAAUCGACGUAGGGUCCGCCGAUUCAUCCCCCGGCCUCGCCCAGCUGCCCCACCACCUAUGGUGGCAGAGGCCCCAUCAGGUGGGACAGAACCAGGCAGUGAAGGGGAACGAGCUGAAGACCCUGGGCAGAGGCCCAGACGAAGGCGCCCACCACCCUUCUUCUACCGCCGUCGCUUUGUGCGAGGCCCAAGGCCCCCCAACCAGCAGCAACCUAUAGAGGGCACUGAUGGGGUAGAAUCUAAAGAGACAGCCCCAUUGGAGGGGGACCAACAGCAGGGAGAUGAGCGGGUCCCCCCACCCAGAUUCCGGCCUAGGUACCGAAGGCCUUUCCGCCCCAGGCCACCCCAGCAGCCUACCACAGAAGGUGGGGAUGGCGAGACCAAGCCCAGCCAAGGUCCCACUGAUGGUUCCCGGCCUGAGCCCCAGCGCCCAAGAAACCGCCCCUACUUCCAGCGCCGAAGGCAGCAGCCCCCUGGACCCAGGCAGCCCACAGCCCAGGAGACCUCAGCCCCCAUCAACAGUGGGGACCCCCCCACCACUAUACUGGAGUGAUUCCAACUCAAAGGACACCCAGAGCUACCAUCUGGUAUCUGCCAGUUUUUCCAACUGACCUGUACCCUACCCAGUACCCCCCCUUCCCAUAAUUCAUGACAUCAAAACACCGGCUUUUCCCCUUUAUCCUUGAGACUCAGGAGGGCCAAAGCAACAGCUUUUACUUUUUUUUCUCUGUCCCCUACCAAGGGUUGAAGGAAGGGAUCCAUCCUUUUUGUUCAGAGGCACCAACUCCCUCCCCUAAAUCAGGCUGAGAAGGAACCAGCCAGCUCUUACCUCCUCCUGGUUGUUUUUCUUUCCCACCCCAGUUUAUUUUUUGUUUUCCCUCUACACCUGAUCUCUGAAGCCAUUUUAUGAACUGUCAUGUGCCACCUGAGCCUCCAGUAAAAAC
Pteropus alecto (black flying fox) is the source of this 1993-nucleotide messenger RNA. Its product is annotated as Y-box-binding protein 2-like. The record is from RefSeq and is a predicted model, not a curated record. Bases 388 to 1602 code for a protein of 404 amino acids. NCBI's taxonomy places the organism in Eukaryota, Metazoa, Chordata, Mammalia, Chiroptera, Pteropodidae. Gene Ontology annotation, cellular component: nucleus. Gene Ontology annotation, molecular function: nucleic acid binding. The transcript has 12 exons. Gene Ontology annotation, biological process: regulation of gene expression.